AUGGACUGGAGUUCUGUGACGGCGGAGGACCUCGUGGACGCGCUGCGAGAGGUGGACUGGUCAACACCGCCGCGCCCCGUCUCCGAAUUCUUCUCCCGCUUCACCGCUCCCCGAUCCUACUCCAAGUGGACUAGCCGCCUCAAGUGCAACCUCUACUACUAUCGGACGAACUACUUCAUCUUGGUAGUAUUCCUUCUUGGAAUGGGCUUUCUUAGAAAGCCAGUUGCCAUCCUUGCAGCUCUAGCAACUGGCCUCAGCAUUGCGUUUCUGAAUGACAGGCUUACUGGUCCUUCUCCUGCACUCCUGACUCAUGUUUGCCUGCGUUCAGUGCUAAUCCUUCACGAAAUUAACGGCGUGGGCUUGAAUUGA
Miscanthus lutarioriparius is the source of this 369-nucleotide messenger RNA. Lineage: Eukaryota; Viridiplantae; Streptophyta; Magnoliopsida; Poales; Poaceae. The record is from the annotation of a GenBank genome assembly.